This is a messenger RNA of Varanus komodoensis (Komodo dragon), 3857 nucleotides long. It is a transcript of the gene STAU2, whose product is annotated as staufen double-stranded RNA binding protein 2. The record is from RefSeq and is a predicted model, not a curated record. NCBI's taxonomy places the organism in Eukaryota, Metazoa, Chordata, Lepidosauria, Squamata, Varanidae. Bases 149 to 2311 code for a protein of 720 amino acids. The transcript is spliced from 16 exons.
CGGGCCUGGGGUCGCGCCCGGCCAGCGCGGGGUGGCGAGGCGGUUGGUUGGGGCCGGUGGCGGCCGAGGCGCGGCGGGGUCAGUUCUCUUUAGUGUUUGCCGAUGUUGGAAGCGCCUCCAAAGUGUCCCUGGGAGCCAGUAAAAAUCAAUGGCACAUGUUAAAAUGCAGGCUACACCAAACCACUCUGGAUCUGCCCUUUCCCCAGUGUCGCUGUCCCCAUCUGUAACAAGUUCAGCAGUUUUUCAGAGUUCAGUGAAUGGAUCCACUUCAGAAUCAGCUGUUAACUGUAGCAAUUCUGCAAUGCGUCAUUCUGUGCCUUCUAGUAACCCACAGGUUCCAUUCCAAGCUAACAUGGCAAACCCCAAAGAGAAAACUCCAAUGUGUCUGGUCAAUGAGUUAGCUCGUUUCAAUAGAAUUCAACCCCUGUACAAGCUUCUGAAUGAGCGAGGACCUGCACAUGCCAAGAUGUUUACAGUGCAGCUGACUCUUGGUGAGCAGACAUGGGAAGCUGAAGGAAGCAGUAUUAAAAAAGCUCAUCAUUCUGCUGCUAGCAAAGCUCUACAUGAAACUACCCUCUCCAAGCCAACACCUAGACCACCAAAAAACAAUGUUAAUAAUAAUCCAGGCAGUAUCACCCCAACAGUGGAACUGAAUGGUCUUGCUAUGAAAAGAGGAGAGCCUGCAAUCUAUAGACCACUAGAUCAAAAGCCAAAUCCAAACCACAGAGCAAAUUACAACUUUCGAGGCAUGUACAAUCAGAGAUACCACUGCACAGUGCCCAAGAUUUUCUAUGUCCAGUUGACUGUGGGUGGACAUGAGUUUUUUGGUGAGGGGAAGACUCGCCAAGCUGCUAGACACAACGCUGCAACAAAAGCACUUCAGGUUCUUCGGAAUGAACCAAUUCCACCCAAGUUGCCUCAGAAUGGAGAAUCAGGUAAAGAAGUAGAAGAGGAAAAGGAUGCAAACAAGUCAGAAAUCAGCCUAGUGUUUGAAAUUGCUUUGAAGCGCAACAUGCCUGUCUGUUUCGAGGUGAUAAAGGAAAGUGGGCCACCACAUAUGAAGAGUUUUGUUACUCGAGUGUCAGUGGGAGACUUCUCUGCAGAAGGUGAAGGAAACAGCAAGAAACUGUCAAAAAAAUGUGCUGCAAUAGCUGUCCUGCAAGAACUUCAAAAACUCCCCUCUCUUCCUGUGAUCGAGAAGCCAAAACUUCACUUUAAAAAACGCUCCAGACCAGCAUUAAAGACAGGAUCAGAAUAUUGUCAAGGAAUGAACCCUAUAAGCCGUUUGGCUCAGAUUCAACAAGUCAAAAGAGAGAAGGAACCGGAAUAUCUUCUUCUUUCAGAAAGAGGGAUGCCUUGUCGCCAAGAAUUUAUUAUUCAGGUCAAAGUGGGAAAUGAAAUUACAACAGGAACAGGCCCAAACAAGAAAAUAGCAAAAAGAAAUGCAGCUGAGGCUAUGUUGCUACAGCUUGGCUAUAAGGCCUCUUCUCUCCUUGAAGAACAGCUAGAAAAGCCAGGAGAUAUCAGGGGGUGGAACGGUCAAAACGCUGGAUAUCCUGCAACGACAAGCAACACACCAAAAGGAAUUCUGCAUCUCUCUGCUGAUGUUUAUCAAGAAAUGGAAGCCAGUCGCAAUAAAGCAUCACCUGCUAUCUCUGUAAACGAUAUGUCAUCCAAAGACAUGAGUCAGACUUCUAGUUGUUUCUUCAGUGUGUCUCCUACCACUAGUGGUAUGGCCACAAUUGCCAGGGAACUGCUCAUGAAUGGAACAUCCCCAGCUGCUGAAGCCAUAGGUCUGAAAGGAAUGUCAUUCACGCCUCCUUGUUCAACAGUGCAGUCUUCAAAACAACUGGAAUAUCUGGCAAGGAUCCAAGGCUUUCAGGUACACUACAGUGACAGACAAAAUGGCAAAGAAUGCAUGACCUGCUUGACACUAUCUCCUGUGCAGAUGACUUUCCAUGGUACUGGAAGCUCCACUGAAGCCAGCCAUAACCAGCCUGUUAUGGGAGCUACUAGAACAACAAUAAUACCGACAGACUGCUUGACAUCUUUUCUGCAGACUAACAAGGAACCACUUCCCAGAGCAUAUAUCCUCAUUUAUCAUAGGCAGAUAAGUGAGAGCAAAGAGGCAGCUUUAAGUGCCUUGAAACAAUUUUCAGAACAAGGUCUGGAUCCAGUGGAUGAAACAUUGAAAGUUGAAAACAGUUCAUUUGAAAAACAAGUCAAGCAUCUGGGAGAAAACGCAGACAAUAAACAGACUAACUCAGGCACCAUUGCUCAGGACUGCAAGGAUUCAAAGGCUGUCGUCUAGGAGCUUCCCAGCACCCGCGGCUGCCACUGCAUCCUUAUAAACCUGUCAACACGCAAUAGGGUGUAUGUAUACAAGGAAACGAAUGAAUAAUACCAUUAUUUGAGUCUUAUGUGAAGACAACACUAUUCUAACACAAGAUAUAGUAUGCAUGGUACUGUUUGUUGAAUGAGGGGAUUAGACAUAAAAUGUUGAACAUUUCCCCUCCAAACCUAAACAUCUAAAAUUAAAUAAUUCCGAGUGCUCCAGAGGUAGCAAAUGUCCAGUCAAACCACCCAUGUUAGACAGCAAGUAAGUAUGCAAGGCUGUGCAUGUUGAUAGAGCGGAAAGUGCUACCUGACUCAGAACUCCUUGGCCAGCCAUGCCUGAGGAAUGCUGAGAGCUGUUGGACUUUCCACUCUCUAAACAUACCUAUCAUUGCACCCUGCUUAACUAAUACUUGGAGGGAGGUUGUUAACUGUACAAUUGAAUAAUACUCCAGAGGAAAUGAGAAAUCAACACUGGAUUGAAUUACAUGACUUUUUUGUAGUGUAAUAUAAGUUCAGCGUUCCAUUUUUUUUCAUCAUCAUUAUUAUGCUUGAAUAUAUUAAAAUGAACCAAUGACAGUGCUGUGGGAGUUGUAGUUGUCUUCAUAUAUAAUCAUACAGCUUCUCUUUUUAUGCCAUCAUUAUGCAUUCUUCACAAUCUUACAGGUUACAUUCAGGCUGUAAGAUGCGCUACCCCAAGUUGUUUGCAAACUGAAGUUUAAAUCAUGAUUAGUACCUGCUUAGAUAUUAAGGACCAUUCGCAAUAUAUUCCAAGAGAAAGCCGAGAUGAUAUUUGAGUUCCCUUUGUUGACUGGUGAUGCACCUUGCCUCCAAGGAACACUUCUUUCCCUUCAUCUUGCUCUUUGUUGUGUGAAAUACAUUUACACCCCAUUCUGUGUCUUGCAUUAACUCUCAAUUUGCAUCAACUGAGUGUUUUAAUAACUGCAUCCUUAGCAAGAACAGUAAUACAGCAUGGAAACAUCUCUAGAAAGAAGGAUGAAAAGCAGUGGAGCAGAUAUGCAAAAAUGCCAGUAUUGAUAGAGGUGGAAAUUUGCACUUGUAUUCUGUACCAGAAUAUUUGAAUUAAGUGGCCAAUGCAGUAAAACCAUGUCAGUUUCUGUAUACAGCGCUUAUGCUGUCUCUUCCUUGCUUUGUAAAUAAUACAGGUCACUCUUGCCAUGUAUCACCUGUUGUAAAUACCAAGAACUGAUUUGACUAAAUUUCCUACUGUACAGCUGUCUGUUAGGAAAGACGCAUCCUUUGUAUUCAAGUGAUUGUCCUUGUAUUUUUCACAGCCUUGUCUUAUUUCACCACCAACUACUUAACACUGUGAUGCAGUAUAUGUGAAUAUAUACAUUUUCAGAAGCAUAAUGUUACCACCCAAAAGCAUAAAGUAACUAAGGAGAACUAACUCAACAUGUAUGUUAAGAACUUGCACAAACAUGUGCUAUUAUGGUGUGUUCAGAAGACUUGAGAAGAGAGACAUAUUGAUUCAUAUUUAAUAAAAUUAAUCUUACUAGUGA